Cryptotermes secundus is the source of this 3347-nucleotide messenger RNA. RefSeq lists its product as uncharacterized. The coding region runs from base 135 to 2993 and encodes 952 amino acids. Gene Ontology annotation, biological process: regulation of DNA-templated transcription. Gene Ontology annotation, molecular function: RNA polymerase II cis-regulatory region sequence-specific DNA binding; DNA-binding transcription factor activity, RNA polymerase II-specific. The transcript is spliced from 7 exons. Lineage: Eukaryota; Metazoa; Arthropoda; Insecta; Blattodea; Kalotermitidae. The record is from RefSeq and is a predicted model, not a curated record.
ACUAACGAAAUUUUAAUUAUUUUUUAUGAUUUGUAUUGACUCUUGUUGCCAUGCUGUUGUCAAAAUAUUGAAGGUGUAGUGUUAGAUUCUGUUAGUUGUUUAACUCUUUUAAUGAAUCGCUUGUGCUGCUCAGAAUGUCUUCACCACUUCUCACUUGUCCACUGUGCUCUCAGCCAGGGUUUCAGUCUCUUGACUCAUUACGUUUUGGGCUCAUCAGUGCUGCUACUCGUCAAGUUGUGUGCCCUAUGUGUCACGAUAUUCUGUUUGGUCUUGACAAAUUCACAAUUCAUCUGUUUAGUCAUUCAGUUCAGCAACAGCAUCAGGAAGGUAGUAGCAGUGUACCCCUUCCCAUGUCUUCUUUCAGCAGUCCCACUGCACCACCAAACCAGCAGAGAUCCUCACCCUCACAGACUGAUGAUCUUCUGGUAUGUACCAAAACAGAUUUCAAUACAGAGGUAAAUAAUAUGAAAGAAUGUCCAAUUUUGAACUUUCAUACUAGCAUAUCCCAUGGUAAACACCAUCCAGCAUCAUCAGGCUGUUGGUGCAAGGAAACAAGAAUGGAAGAUAUGAAAAGACUGGAAAAUGUUGGCGAUAAACAAAGUUCUAUAAAUCUUACUGACACUACUGAAGCAAGAAGGAAACUCCAGACAGGAAAGCCAGACAUAAAUGCGGCGCAAGAAAAACAAUUAAGCAUUAAUAAUUUGGACUCUAAAUUCACUGCUAGUAGCCAGAGUAGCAGUGCUCCUUUACUUGGAUGUACUCAAAGCAACAGUGAAUCUGUUCCAGUGCAGACAACAAAGAAAUCUUCAAGGACAGUUGCAGAAUCUAUGGACACAUCACAAAUGACAAUAAUAGGAAACAUUUCUUCGCCACUGGAUAAUAAGGCACUUUAUUUUCCAUAUCACUGCAGUUCUGGAAAUGCAACAAAAACAACCCAUCAAAACGCUUCAGUCCAGUGUCCAGCUUCAAGUUCUACACCACCACAAGAGAAAUCAACACCAGUUGUCUCAGAGGAAAAAGAACCUAAGGAAGUCAUAAGAUGCGAUAUUUGUGGUUUCGUGUUUGACGAUGCCUCAAUAUUAGGAAUACAUCAUCAACUAGUUCACUGUAUGGAAAGUGGAAGUGAAACACUAAGUCACAGAAUGGAAUCAUCAAAUGGAUCUAAACAAAGUCACCACUUGGAUGAGAGACGACAGUUUUCAUGUCAUCUCUGUUCAAAGGCCUUCAAGAUGCGUGGGAGCUUAAUGGUACAUCUGAGAGUUGCCCACAGCAGUGGCAUUGCUCCAGGAAAAUUAUUCGUCAAGAGACUGGAUCUUGACAGCCAUUCAGAGGAGAGGAAGUUCAGCUGCCACAUGUGCUCCAAAUCCUUUAAGAAGGAGCAGCAUCUGCAACAGCACCUAAAGACACAUGAAAGCAAGCAGUGGGAGUGUGAUGUGUGUUCCAAGCUGUUCACCACCAAGUACUUCCUCAAGAAACAUAAGCGUCUUCACACUGGCGAGACGCCAUAUAGUUGUGACACUUGUGGUAAAACCUUUACAUUCCAGCAGUCCUACCACAAGCAUCUGUUAUACCACAGUGAUGACAAGCCACAUGUAUGCACGGAAUGUGAUCGAGCCUUUAAAGAACUCUCCACAUUACACAAUCAUCAGCGCAUUCAUACAGGGGAAAAACCCUUUGCAUGUGAGACAUGUGGGAAGUGUUUCCGACAGAGAGUGUCAUAUCUGGUUCAUCGAAGGAUCCAUACAGGUGCCAUGCCUUAUCAGUGCACAGCAUGUGGCAAAAGCUUCCGAUAUAAGGUGAGUCAGCGGACACACAAAUGUCUGUCACAACCUCCAGGCACAAUUGUAAGGCAGUCAGGUGACCUGGUGCAAAAGUUGCUGCAGGGAGUCCAACAGAGAGCAGCACCAGCCAGCUCACAGAUGCCUGCUACUCAUAUGAGUCUCAGCAGUGGUGACAGUGGUGAAACUGUUGAAAUGAAGCAGCGACUAACAGCCCAGAAAAUAUCAGGUGACUCACAUCACUUCCCAGUUCCGCAGCAGGAGAAUCAGCACCAACAGUUUAACAACAGUCAGUUCACAAUAAUUGUUGGCAGUGAAGUUUCAUCAGUGUUCCCACCAGGUCAGAUACUGCUGGCAUCAAAUGAUGUAUAUGAUGCACCAUCCUUGAAUACACAUGUGAUGUGUUCUGUCUCCGGUGAAAACUCAGAAAUGGAACAAAAAAGUGAUACACAGAAGAUGAGGGAAGGAAUUGAAGUAUUGAACAACAAAAUAAACAUACAGAGCUCCAAAAAACCAGCAGUUGUAGAAGUUACUAUGGCAACAGCAGACUUAAAGGACAAGCAAGAAAUCCAAGAAGGUGCAUAUAUGGUACAGGAUGAUGGUAUUAAUUUGAAUGUUGGUAAUAUGAGAAAUACAACAGAUUGCAAUGUAAAAGUGAGUUCACUGAAUGCUGAAAGUUCACAAGAAGAACUCUCUUUUAAAAAGACCAGUAACAAGAAUAAUAUGUUGAGCACUGGAAAGAAAUUGGCUCAGGAUUCAGUAUUUCUGGAAGCCAGUGAGUUCCAUAUUUCAGCAAAGGAUGAACUUGAAAUUUCCACUUGCAGUUCAGCUAACUUUUGGAAGUCUUCUGACAAAAUAUAUAAGGAAAUUGAAAAUUCAGACUUAGCUGUAGAAACAACUGACUUCUUUACUAUGGUAACAUCACCAUCUGUGAAAAGAUUACCAUCGCCUUCUGAAAAGUUGAAGCACCUGACACUGUCUUCCCCUGUUGAUACAUUGCUUGGUUAUGAAGAUGAUGUCAUGUAUCAUUAUCUCCUCAGCUCUUCUGAUAUGGUAGUGCAAACAAACCAAGAGAAAAGAACUGACAGCAGUUCGAGUGAGUCUUCUGCAAGCAGUACCAAAACAACUCAAUGUGAAGAACAUGGCACCAGACCUCUCCAAACUAUCAAUGAGGAGAGCCUGAAGCACCUUCUGUAUGGUACUGCAAGUUCCUGAUGACAGGUGUACAGUUGUACCCCACUUCUGUUCCUGGCCUCUCACAUUAAGGGGGUGACUGAGAACAAGGAGCUGGCAAAAAUAUUUGCAGUGAGAGGGAGAAAGUAACAGGAGAGUUGAGAAAUUUCAUAAUGAGGAGCUUCAUGAUCUAUACUUCUUGCCACAUAUUAUAACAAUGAUGAACGCAAAGAGGUUGGGGUGGGCAGGCCAUAUAGAGAGGUUUCUGUAGGAGAACCUGAAGGAAGGAGACCUGUAGGAAGAUUUAGUAGUAGUUAAACAGAACUUAAAGAAAUAGGACGGCAGUGUGUAGACUGCCUCAUGAUAGGGACCAGUGGCAUGCUGUUGUGAACAUGU